This is a messenger RNA of Carassius auratus (goldfish), 1551 nucleotides long. RefSeq names its product carcinoembryonic antigen-related cell adhesion molecule 1-like. The transcript is spliced from 7 exons. The coding region runs from base 85 to 1551 and encodes 488 amino acids. NCBI's taxonomy places the organism in Eukaryota, Metazoa, Chordata, Actinopteri, Cypriniformes, Cyprinidae. The record is from RefSeq and is a predicted model, not a curated record.
CUUUCACUUUCAUUUCGAGUCAGGGGCAACACCCUAUAUUCUCCAUAGAACCUGCGUUCAUUUUUUUGUGGAAAAGUGGUGAAAAUGAAGGUCUCCGUAUUACUCGGAGUGUGUGCACUCUUCCUGUCUGCUGUUUCCAGUGCUGGUGAAGAAGUAGUGUCUGUGUCUGUGCCUGUGGAGGGAGAUCAGGUCACUUUAAACACUGAUGUGACUUUAACCCCACAACAAAUAAUAAAAUGGUACUUUGAUAACACUCGCAUCGCUCAGAUAAAUGGAGGUCAGAGUUUCAUCUGUGAAGAUGCUGAGUGUCCUGAGAGAUUCAGAGACAGACUGAAGCUGGAUCAUCAGACUGGAUCUCUGACCAUCAUGAACACCAGAACCACAGACUCUGGACUUUAUAGACUACAGAUCAUCAGCAACAGCAUCAGUGACAAGACCUUCAAUGUAACAGUCAUUGGUGCGUCUGGUGCGGAUAGAGGCAAGUGUGUGAUGGAGGGAGAUUCAGUUACUCUAAACACUGAUGUAAAAACAAACCAAAAUGACAGAAUUAAAUGGUUUUAUAAUGACACUCGCAUCGCUCAAAUCACUGGAGAUCUCAUCUGUACAGAUGUUGAGUGUAAUGAAGGUACUGAGAGAUUCAGAGACAGACUGAAGCUGGAUCAUCAGACUGGAUCUCUGACCAUCAUGAACAUCAGAAACACAGAUGCUGGACUUUAUCAUCUACAGAUCAUCAGUAGUACCAGCAGUGACAAGAUCUUCAGUGUUUCUGUCUGUGAUGUUCCUGCUGCUGAUCGAGAAGAAGUGACAAAGUCAGUGAAGGAGGGAGAAUCUGUCACUUUGGAUCCUGCCGUAGGAAGAAUAGCAUAUAAUGUGAUGAAGUGGUAUUUUAAUGACAUUGUCAUCACUGAAAUCACUGGAGAUCAGAGUAAGAUCUGUGCAGAUGAAGAGUGUAAAGAGAGAUUCAGAGACAGACUGAAGCUGGAUCAUCAGACUGGAUCUCUGACCAUCACAAACACCAGAACCACAGACUCUGGAGAAUAUCAACUAGAGAUAGUCAGCAGCAGAUUCAGCAUUCACCGUCGUCGUCGUAGUAUUGGUGUCACCAGUGUUAAAAGAUUCAGUGUUUCAGUCAUUGAAUUAGGUUUGUCUUCAGGUGCUAUUGCAGGAAUAGUUCUUGCUGUUCUGUGUGUGGCUGCUGCUGCUGUUGUUGUGGUUUACAAUAACAGAAUCCCAUCUACAGCUACACAAGUACCUGGGGAGGAAGUGGUUUCAUUCUGUUCAGCUGCAGGUCACCACCAGGAGAAGUACCUUGAUAUGUUUGUUGAGUAUCCCGGGUCUGUGUAUGAUGCCAUGGUGCUGAAGAACAGCUCUAUUUACACUGGAGGCCUGUAUCCACCUGCAGGAAAACACAUUCUGGGAGAUGUGCUCCACAACCUCAGUCUUCUGAAUGAGGACAUUGUUGAUCCAGAAGUUGUGGAGGAUCAUGACGAUGAUACACUGGAACCCCAAAACACAGAAGCCAGCACAGGAGAGAUGUGUGGGACAAUCUGA